CACUUUGAUGGACAGGGUUUCAGGACGGCUGCCAGUCAGACGGCAGCGUACCGAAGUGCUGAAGGUGUGAGCGCUGAGCCAAGAAACUAACACUAAAAAGGCCCUCGGCUCUUCGUUAGAAGGGAAUUAAGGAAACUCAUCAACAGCUGCAAUGAGGCUGGUCAGUGGUGGGGUCCGACUUCGAAGGACUGCUGAACCGUCCGAACCUGAAUCUGAAGAAACGACGGAGUCUGUUCAUCAUGAGCACACUCAUGAGCACACUCAUUCAGAGCACCACCAUGAGCACUCACAUACAGAACACCACCCAGGCCACGACUACGACCACAUGAAGGAGAAGUUCAUGAAUGAACUGGACCAUCUGCCAAUUCCCAUGUGGGCAGUGGGAGCCAUUGUUGUGUUGGUGCUGCUUUUAGUGGCGUGCUUUAUCUUCUGCGUUUUCAAGAAAUGUUUUGGGAAAAAGAAAAAGCCCAAAAAAGUGAGGGAAAGAAAGGCAGGCCGACGCAGAAAAGAAAAAGAAGGUGAAGGAGAGAUUGGAGAGAAGGAGGGGGAGGUGAAAAAGGAAGGGCAGCAGGAGGAGAAGGAACAGGAGAAGUUGGGUAGACUGGAGUUCUCUUUGGACUACAGCUUCACCGAUUCCCAGCUCAUUGUGGGCAUCCUUCAGGCUCAGGACCUUGCUGCUAUGGACAUGGGGGGAACUUCAGAUCCCUACGUCAAAGUUUUUCUGUUGCCGGACAAAAAAAAGAAAUUUGAGACCAAGGUUCAACGCAAAAACCUGUGCCCUGUUUUCAACGAGACGUUCUUCUUCAAGAUUCCAUAUGCAGAGUUGGGUGGAAAGACUUUGGUGCUGCAGGUUUUUGACUUUGAUCGUUUCUCCAAGCACGACAUGAUCGGCGACAUAAAGAUUCCCAUGAACAGUGUUGAUCUGGGCCAGCCAAUGCAGCAAUGGAGGGACUUAGAAAGUAGUGAGAAGGAAGAGGAAAAAUUGGGAGAUGUUUGCAUUUCCCUACGCUACGUUCCCACUGCUGGAAAGCUGACAGUUAACAUCAUGGAGGCAAAAAAUCUUAAGAAAAUGGAUGUUGGUGGCUUAUCGGACCCAUAUGUGAAAAUUGUUCUGCAACAAAAUGGGAAGCGGAUUAAGAAGAAGAAGACGACAGUCAAGAAAAACACACUCAAUCCUUACUUUAAUGAGAGCUUCAGCUUUGAAGUCCCCUUUGAACAAAUACAGAAAGUACAGGUUGUCAUCACAGUGUACGACUACGACAAACUUGGGAGCAAUGACCCCAUUGGAAAGACCUUUAUGGGGUAUGGAGCUACAGGGGUAGGCCUGCGCCACUGGUCUGACAUGCUUGCAAAUCCUAGACGUCCAGUAGCUCAGUGGCACACUCUCAUGCCAGAGGAGGAGGUUGAUGCAGCCCUCAAAGCAAAGCCUCGUUAAGAGUCGCACUUCACAGACAAAUUAAAUGCUGCUCAGAAAUUAUUUGUUGUUAAACGGAAUAAUUGUAUUGUAUAUUUUCAUUUAUAUAUAAAACCAUAAAUAAAACUGCUUGUACUUGUUGUUUUCUCAGUAUUUAUAUUGUAAGUAACACAAUUUGGAUGUAGGCACUGUCAUGUUAAGGACUUGUUUUGUCAGAACAGAACUGUUUCUAGUACAGUUUAUGAUUACAGUUAUUAUUAUUUACAAUAGUCUAUAUUUUGUGUGCAUUUGUGCCUGUGUAACAUACAGAAAAAAAAUGGCUGUGUAUCUCCUAUUUCUUAUCCAGCACACACUAUAAACCAUCACGCUUCUGGAUUUACAUACUUGGAAAACAAUCAUUUGUUAAUGUGCAUUCUCCGUUUUAAACUCCUUGUGUAUAAAGUAUUGAUUCAUAGAUUUACUCCACUGUCAUAUAUUUGCUGGCUCUCGUAAUGUCAGGCUUGUGCCUGUUUCGUAACUUUCAUUUUGACGUGAAAAAGUAAGGAAAGUACAGAUUUUAUUAACAAGGACUGCAUUCUUUUAACUGUGUAAACUGGUUGUUAAUAAAAAUGCUAAUCAGCAGAACAUCUAAAUGUAACACAGCCCUCAUAAAUAUAACUGGUUUCCCAACUCUUAAAAGACUAAAUGUGAGCCUAUGUUGUUUGGUUUGUGGUGAUUUUUGUGACAGUGUUGUCCUAUGCAAAUAAACUUA
Molecule: messenger RNA, 2165 nt
Organism: Nematolebias whitei (Rio pearlfish)
Lineage: Eukaryota; Metazoa; Chordata; Actinopteri; Cyprinodontiformes; Rivulidae
Gene: syt5b
Product: synaptotagmin Vb
Exons: 9
Coding region: 152-1435 (427 amino acids)
Biological process (GO): regulation of calcium ion-dependent exocytosis; synaptic vesicle endocytosis; calcium ion-regulated exocytosis of neurotransmitter
Cellular component (GO): synaptic vesicle membrane; dense core granule; axon
Molecular function (GO): clathrin binding; phosphatidylserine binding; calcium ion binding
Source: RefSeq, a predicted model, not a curated record